AUGCUGGCUGCGGUGCAGGCGACCCGGGACGAGGCUCGUGCCCGUGCUGCCCGCUCGCUCUCCACCGCUGACAAGCUGCAUCACGCUGCCCACGAGCUGAGCGAGGCUGUUGCACGGCGCUCCUCCUCCAAGUCCUCUUCCUCCUCAUCCUCAUCGUCGUCGUCGAUCAAGACCGCCGCCGCUACUCCCACCGGCAACUCCUCGUCAUCCUCGUCCUCGUCCUCGUCGCACUCGGCGCUCGCCACCAAGCCGGCUCGCCCAGGCCCACUCCCGAUGACCCUCAAGCCGCGCCGUCCGGACGCUCCUCCCGCGCCCGACCGCGACUCGUCGGACAUCACCUGGUGCUCCGAGUCGGGCGUCGAGUCCGGCGACGAUGCCGGCGACGCAGCUGACGACGGUUCGGGCACCGGGCUGUUCAAGUCGUCAGACUCCGAGCCUCCUGCUCCACACGCACCCGCACCCGCACUCACGUCCGCACCCGACAAGACGCUGUCAGACGACGACGCCAGCUCCAUCUCCUCCUCCUCGUCGACCUUUGGAGACGCUGAUGGAGCUUCCGAGAAACGCCUACUCCUGCCCGACGACACGCUGGCGGCGCUUUCGCCGCCGGCCAGCCCGCAGUCGUCGGCCUCGUCCGAACUGAGCGACGCUGCUCCCGCUGUCCGCAACACGCACCCUGCGUCGUCGCUCUCAUUCUCAGGCUCGACCUCGCUCUCGGUCAUCCCGCUCCCGCUGCCAGGCCGUGCCUUUGGCAACGACCUACCACAGCUGGCGGCCCAGCUCAGCAUCUCGUCGUCGUCGCUUUCAUCGACCCGUUCAGAUGCAGAUGCUGUCUGCCUUGACCCGCUCCGCCCACCCCGUCUCGACGCCCUCGCCUCGCCCUCGCUUGCCCAGCAGUCAUUGGUGCUGGGCUCGUCCACGGGCACGGUCGUCUCGCACUCGUCCGACGACCUCAUCGCCCCGCCGUCGCCCAUCCAGCCGCGCUUCUUCAACUUUGAUGCCUCGACCCUCGUCGAGCGUGCCGCCAAGACGUCCCUCGUCGACCGAGUCCUCUCCACCGCCACUCUCGCCCACAAGACCGUCUCGUUCUCCUCGCUCCCGCCCCAGACACGGACCAUCUCCAUCUCGGCCUCGUCGUCCUCGCUCGACUCCAACGGCGAGCCGCGGCUCUCGGCCCACCCCCCCACCCCCCCUCGUCCGGACGAGUCUACCGCCGCGUCAUCGCCGCCAUCGCCGCCAUCGCCGCCGUCACCACUAUCGUCGCCGCCGCACUCUCCCGCAUCCGCCGCCUCCUCCACUUCCGAUCCGUUCUCGGACACCGAGCCGACACCGGCCCCCAAGCCCGAGCCCGAGCCCGAGCCUGCCCCGGCCGCCGAGCCCGUCCCGGCCGCUGAGCCCGCCCCGGCCGCUGAGCUCGCCCCGGCCGCCGAGUCAGAUGAGCCCGCAGCACCGCUGGCGAUGACCCUUGCUCCGUCCCUCCCGCUCAACUUCUCCACCCUCUCCUCGUUCACCCUCUUUCUCGGCACUCUCCCGCUGCCGCCGGUCACGCUCCCAGCUGCGCUCACCGAGCCCGACGUCCUGGUCAUCCCGCUAUCGGCCGCACCGCCGCCGACCGCCUACUACCAGCCAACAGCGACCAACCCGCGGCCCAAGGUACUGCUCGGCCACACCAAGGCCUCGUUCGUCGACGAGGACACGCCCGAGCAUGCUCUUGACGCCGGCUUUGACGGCGUCGUCAUCGCGCCCGACUCUGGACUCGACGGCCUCCACGCCGCCAUGGCCAUCUUUGCCGCCUUUGAGUCCGAGCCGGCACUCUUUGUCCUCGCCGAGACUCCGUGGGACAACACGGGCCUCAUCCCGUCCGAGACCUAUAAUGUCCUCGACGGCACCCUCAUCUCUAUCCCGGUGCCCAUCGUCUCGCCCGUCGCCUACCCCUCGCUGGCCAACAUGCCCUCGCCAUCGCCUCACUUUUUCAUUCUCGGUCACACCUGCUUCCACUCGGCCGCAGCCCUCGACGCCGCAGAGCUCGCCCGCUUCACUGCCUGGGUCGGCGGCGCCUCUAUCCUGCCGUCCAUGUGCGUCUGCCGUGACGCACCCAUCACCAUCGAGGAUGUUGCGGCCGCGCGCUACUCGCUCGCCACCGCCUCCACCCUCGUCACCGACGACCCGACCGCCGCGCCCGAUCAUGCUAACCUCGACGCCCUCGUCUGGCCCUACCCGGCCCUCGCCCUCGGCUCGCUCCACGCCACCGACGAGCGCCUCCACUGGAACUUUCUCCGCGUCUUUGUCGAGAACACCGCCGCCGCCCGCGCCGCAGAGUACACCCGCGGCCUCACCGAGCGCCUCGGCGCCGUCGCCAUCACCCUCGACCACGACCACGUCCCCAACCCGGACCCACCGUCGCACGACGUUCCCUCGGACAUCGACCGUGACAACCUGUAUGACUACCUCGCCCGCGCAGCCGCCAAGGUCGCCGACUCGGCGUACGCCGACUACUGCCCGGACACCUUUCUUGACAUCCUCGGCAACCUGCCCGGCGAGACAUGCCCGCCGGCGCUCCCGCUCCCGGCGCCAACCCCGCUCCAUCCUCCGCCGCUCGCCACUCUCGGCGCCACUCCGCUAACGCCCUCGCAGGUCUCCACCCGCCUCUUCCAGGAGCAGAUCCACGACGCAGACUCGGCCGGCCAGCGCCAGAUGUACGGCAACGCAGGUAUCGAGGCCCUCCGCCGCGUCCUCGACAUUGCCGCCUCGCUCCGCGAGCGCAACCUCGCCCUCAACAUGUCUGCUGCCGCCCCACGCGAGGUCUACGAGGGCGACACCGAUGUCAACCCCAUCCGCAUCGCCCAGCAUCCCAAGUUCCAAGAGAUGCUUGCUGUCCUCGACUCGGCGGCAGAGCGCCUCGCCCAUCCAGCCAACGCAGACCUCAUGGCUUUCUUCUCCUCGGACGCCUUUGUCGCCGAGUUCAUCGACGCGCUUGCUACCCUCCGUGCCAAGCUCACCACCCGCCUCCGUUCCUCCACCGAGGACAUCUACUACGUCACCGUGUGGGAGCUGGACCCGCUCUCGCUGCAGGUCGAGACCUCGCGCGUCCCGCUCAACGACUACCGCAUCAACUUCAAGUCGGUGGCCCUCGUCGACCAGGACACCUCGGUCCUCCACAUCUACGUCGCCCGCCACCACCCCAAUCUCACAGAGGCCGUCACCCACUGCUACAUGGCCACAGAGUGCGGUAUGUCCCACCGAGGUGCCGUUCUUCUGGAGGCCCUCUUCCGCAAGGACCUCGAUCCGUCCCCGGCCUUUACCCCGCGACCACUCCUCCACCUCCUCUCGGACACCCUCAUCAACAUCCUCGACAAUGCCUCGUACGACCAGCUCACCGGCCUCCUCACACACACCGGCGCUGUCAUGCAGGUCCACUCGGCGAGAGUCCUCCCCGAUGCCCAGGUCCGCCUCCUUGUCCGCCACGCCGCCCAGGUCCAUGUCUACGCCAAGUUCCGCCUCCUCGAUGAGUGCUCGCUCGUCGGCGAGGCUGAUGUCUACCACCUCAAGCCGCUCUUUGAGCCGCUCGAGUGGGCAGGUGGCUCAGAGUCGGCAAAGGCCAUUGCCGCAGCCUUUUAUGCCGGUGCCUGGUCGCCCUCGGCCUACGCCCUCUCCUCGGCCUUUGCCGGUCUCGGCCGCGCUCUGCUCGCCCUCACCCCGCCACCGUCACACCCUUCGCCGCCGGCCCGCCUCAUCUACUCGGCCAUGGUUGGCAUGGCGCGCUACGCGGGAUUCAAGGAGCUCGUCGCCCUUGUCCGCGACGCAAACCCGUUCCUUGUCCGCGAGGGCGGCCUUGCCCUUGUUUACGCAGAGUUUGGCGGCUACACUGAAGACGACGUCAUGCGCCUCUUUGGCGUUUCCAAGUUCACCCUCGGCCCGCACAUCUACACCGCCGUCCGCGCCAAGCAGCUCCUCGACGCCGACGACGUGCUCGGCCCGCUCAACAACGAGGUUGCGCCCAAGGAGCGCAUCCCGCCACUAGUCGUCACCCCCAAGGAGGCCCGCUCGAUCACCCACUACGUCACGUCGUUUGCCAACGGCCUGUACUUUAUGCUGCCCAUGGUCCUCAACCUCCUUCUGGUCCUCACCACGGGCAUGGGCCUCCACUCGUCGCUCUUUGUCUCGCCGCUCGCCUCGCAGGUCAUGUCCGGCGCCAUGCUCACCUCGAUCAUCCUCAUGGGUGCGCUAGACAAUGCCUUAGCCCGCGUUGCCUCGCUCUACCUCUUCCAGUGGUCCUACGCCCUCAUCGCAGAGCUCACUGUCCGCAUGGCCGUUCUCUCCACCAUUGUCAUGGCCGGCGCCACUCUCGCUCUCCUUCUCGUCUUCUUCCCGGUCAUGCUCGCCUCGGAAGGCAUCGAGUGGUUGCAGGUCAUUGCGGGCGCCAUCUUCUUCAAUCUCUUCUCGGCCAUGCUCUUCACCGCCACCCUCGCCUUUAACCUGCACACCGGCUCCAUCUGGACCUCGGCCCUCGGCCUUGUCCUCCUCGGUUCGAUGGCGCUCCAGCUCCUCAUCAACGUCAUCUUCUUCUACGGCACUGGCGCCGUCAAGGAAGAGCACUUUCCGGUCUGGGCGCAUGGAUCCACGUCCUCGCCGACCUCUGAGGCUCAGGUCCACGACUGGUACUACGCCGCAGGCCUCGGCCCGCCGCCGCCGCCGCCCACCACCAACGCGCCCGCCCUCUGCGCUUGGUACAUCCAGCACGUCCACACCCAGGACGAGCCGCUGUUCAUCGGGCCAAACGGUGAGGCCCUGCCCACUCCCGACGAGCUACCGGAACUCUCACCUGACGAGGUCACCACUCUCACGCCCUGGGCCAAGGCUGCCGCCGCCCGACACAUCGUCGAGGCCCGCGCCGCCUACGUCAAGGCCGUCAAAGAGAAGAACUACGUCGGCGACCUCGGCCACAUGGUCAAGGAGCGCGUCGACAACUACAAGGUCGAGCUCUCGCUCGUCCACUGGUGGGUCCUGCUCAAUGAGCGCGAUCUCCCCACCCACGCCUCGGACGAGUGGGACGCAUCGCUCAAGCAGGGCAAGGCCGGCUGGCUCCUCAAGCGCCAGACGGACAUCCUCCAUCGCGGUGGCAUUCUGUGGCACCUUGCCGGCGGUGUCGUCGCUCACGGCCCGCUCUACUACAUGCUCAUGCUCGUCGACCGUCUCGUCCGCAUUGCUAUGGGCGUCUCGCCCGAGUUCCUCAACCCGGUCUCCGAGUACGAGACCGCCACGUCGUGGGCCCUCGUCUACCUCCUCACUGCCAUGGCUGUCGUCGAGCCCGUCCGCACUCGCGUCGAAGCACUCCGAAAGCUCGCGCCCAAGCGCCGCCUCAUCCCGGGCCUCACCACUCCGACAUCGCUCAUCACCGAUGAAGUCUCCGUCCGCAUCAAGGCCUACCGCGCAGAGCUUGUCCUCGCCUGCUUCGCCCUCAUCGUCGUCAUCGGCGUUGUCUCGCGGACGCCCACCUCGCCUCGCGCCACCAUCUCGGCCGGUGCUCUCUUCUACGUCUCAUCGCUCUCGUACACUGGCUUUAUUCUCGGCGCGUACAACUCGAUGUUCUUGCCAGCGCCCAAGGCCCCGCUCGUCCUCUCCACCAUGGCCUGCCUCAUCUUUGGCGCCAUCGCUUCAGUCAUCUCGGUCUGGAUCUCAUCGUCGACCGACUUUGCCGUUUUCGGCCUCUUUGCGGCCUGCUGGGCCUACGCCGGCGUCACUGCCGUCAUGGUCCAGCGCGGCCUCACUGCCACCGAAGACUACAAGGGCCUUUCAGUCGAGUUGCAGCGCGCCAUGCAGUCGGACGCGCUGCAGACCGCCGGCCAGCGGUAUGUGGGCGAGACCGAUGCCGCCGACACCCCGGACCUCGAGGUUGUCCAGGCUGCUCUUCUCGAUCGCCUCCACGCCCAUCUGCCGGCCCACGAGCGGCUUGCUGUCCUCCCGUCGUCCACACUCGGUGCUUCCAUCCUGGACGUCAUCUACGACUCGGUCCGUGCCGCAGAGGCCGGCGAGUGGGCGCCUGACUCGCUCUCGGCGCUAGCGUGCAAGGCAAUUCCGGGCGCAUCGGCUCUGCUCCGCCUCGCGGCGGAUCGUUUCGCUCGCGGCCACACCUCGAUCGUUCUCGUUCCCGAGUCGGUCCUCUACGAGUCGCCGCGCCACCGGUACGCAGCACUCGGUGACCUUGCGCCGGCGCCUGAAGGCAGCAGCGGCGGAAGCGGCCUUGUCGCUCGCCUCACCGUCUACGUCGGCGUUGUCCUCGGCCUCAAGCCCGAGCAGUACAUCCUGACCGCGGCGCAGGCGCUCAUGCACGAGACUGCCGAGCUGGUGUGCAAUCACCCGCACUCGACCGCCGUCCUUGCCGAGCUCCUUGUCUCGGCACCGGGCCUCACCCUCUCACCGGUCCCGCUCCGCAUUCGCAGGCAGAUGGAACUUGUACCCGAGUCGCAGCUGGUGGCCCUAUACAAGGCGACGCCUAAGGUGACCGCCAGCCUUGGCCUGCUAGGCGCCGACAUUGAGGUCAAGUGGAAGACGCAGAUCCCACACAAUGCCCGUGCCUUUGUUUGCGCCCUCCUCGAGACGCUCCUCGUCCUCAAGUCGUGCCUCGACAUUGACGUCGUCGCUGCAGUCGCCCAUCUUGACCACGACGACAUGCAGGCUGCGCUCGAUUACCUCGGUCUCACCCGGCUGCAGGCGACGACCAAGAUCGCAGUCUCGACGGUCUCGGCCACGCUCGCACUUCUCAUUGCUGACGCCGCGGUCAUUGCGCUCGACCGGCGGCGGCAGCCUUACGGCGCGCCCAAGCUUCCGCUUGGCGAGCCGGUCAAGGUUCUGCCGCCGCUCCGGCUCGCCCGCCGCCAGCAGUACCACGACAAGAUCAAUCUCUUCCGCGAGAUCGCCACCGCGCCACCGUCGAUCUUCAAGCGCAUCCAGCACUGGCUCGACGACGUCGUCCGGCUCAUCUUCCUCUGUGGCACUGGCGACGACUCGUUCCCCAUCGAGUACCAUACCGCCAUCACCCAGUACUUUGGCCCGCUCACUGUCAAGCUCGUCCGCCCGCUCCCCUACAUCUACAAGUACUUUGCCAUCCGCACGGUUGACUUUCUGGUGUGGAAGGCACUCACCCACUGGCGUGACUACAUGCGCGAUCUGGCCCAGCAGGCUGUCGGCGUCGAGCGUAUUCGCAUUGUCGCGCAUGGACCCCGCAAGCCGCGAACACUCAUCCUUCCGCUGCCGGCGCCCCCGACCGAACCUGACGACGCAGCCGAAGCCGAAGCUGGCGCCGAGGCUGAUGAGGCCGCGGCCGAGGCCGAGUUUGACCCCAACAUGCCCAAGCUUAUCGAGGGCAUGGUUGUUGCCGGGCACGUGGCCGAUCCGCGCGCCGGGCCCGGCAAGGCCAAGCUUAUCCACAACGUGGUCUACGACGAGGAGCUGCGGCUGCUGGCGACGACGGCCGGUGGAAAGGGCUCGCUCUUUGCACAUGCCCAAGUCGGCCUCGAGGCUGGAUCGCGGAUCCCCCUCGAGGCGUUUGAGCUCGCACACGAGCCGGAUGUGGCAAGUUCGCUGGCGGCUGGCUGUGCCGGCGCAGCCGUCCGCUUUGCUGACAGCCACCCGGCCGCUGUCCAGACAGCACUCAAACAGGCGAACCUCUUCCCGCUGGACGAGCUCUGCCCGCGCGCUGGUAGCUCGCCAGCCGACAUCUACACGAUGUUCAACGUCUUUCCGGAGAUCGAGGCUGUAGUCCAGUUUGACGCUGCCGGCCGCAUGGCCAACCGUAUCAUCAAGCUCGGCAUCGAGCUGCCCGAGCCCGAGCCCGAGCCCGAGCCCGAGUCCGAGCCUGAUCCCGAGCCUGAGCCCGAGCCCGAGCCUGAGCCCGAGCCCAACAUCCUCGCGGCCCAUUCGUCCACAUCAUCAGUCGUGUCAGCCACGUCAGAGCUGCUGUCGAACGAGCAAGGCGCCGAGGCUGGACGCGGGACCGAUUCCGACUCUCUCGGCCUCUCAUCGGGCUCGCUGGCCUCGAUGCGCACGUCGAUGUCGCCGCUGGGCUCGGUCUCAGGCGUUGCGUCUUCGUCGUCGACAUCGUCGUUCAGCUCAACGUCUUCGGUCAACUCGGCGUCUUCAAGCGCAGCCGCCGGCAAAGCCGGAGAGGCUGUAGAGCAGCAAGAGGCGCUGUCGUCGGAAGAGUACUCGUACGAGACGACCGAUGCGUCGGCAACGCCGGUGUCCGAGUCGUACUACUACGACGCCAACGUCGAUGGGUCGCCGAUUAUCGGCGCGCUCGACCUUUACUCGGACGAUGCCUUUAUCUCAGAGUCCAUCUCGGGCUCGCUUCUGACGAUGCCGGCGCCUGCAGCAGGUGCUGCCACGUUGGAUGUGCUGGACAUGUCGUCGGCCACCUUGUCGGCCUCUUUGCGCUCGUUGCCCGACGUCCCGGUGAUACCACGCGAGUCGAGUGCGCUCGGUCUCGCCAUCUCGUCAUCGUUCUCGUCGGAAGAGGGCGACGGUUCUGGGGCCCACGGCAUGGCCAACAUCCGUGCGUCGACCAUCUCGCUUGGCUCGCGGCAGGCGUCGACGAUGUCGCGGCCAAACGGCUCGCAGAUGAACAUGCCGGGCUCGUCGGUCUCGGGCAUCCUCCGCAACUCGCGGUCGAUCCUGCGGUCGGCGUCAUCGGCUGGAGGCUCGCAGAUGGUCAAGCGCACCGUCUCGUUUGCCGGCCUUGAUCCGCCACAGUCGUCGACAACGUCGCUGGCAGAUGGUGAGUCUGGCCUGGACGAGGCCGACGGCGAGGCCGACAACGUGGCCGGCGGCAUGGGCACACCGGCGCAGUCGGGCACGAUCGAGGUGCCUGCUGCGGUGCCACUAGUGGCAGGCCUGUUUGGCAAGUCGACCGAGACGCUUGUGGCGUCUGCACAGCUGGUCGAGGACAAGGUCUUUGGCCACGCAAGCGGCGAGGCGGAGCAGGAGCGGGAGCUGCCACCCGAGGCCGACUUUCCAUUCUUCCUCCUCAACGCGGUGUUUGUGUACGAGGAGACGGACGUGGCGACGGCGGCGCCCGCAGUGGCAGCGCAGAUUCCCAACGUGCCUAUCCUUGUCAACACACGGCCGACGCCUAGCGAGCUCGCAACCGCCGGGCAUGCACACGUUGCCAUCCACUGGGCGCCGUCGACAGACCGGCUGCUUGGCAUUGAGCGGCAUGUUGAAGGCGGCGACUCGCUGCUGGAAGUCCACCUCUACCGGCACAUGCGGCAUCCGAUUGUGCGCGUGCGGCGGAUCCUGACCAAGGCGAGCGACGAGGAGGUGGCCGAGGGCGGGCGGCGUAAGUACGUUCCGUUCACUGUCCUGCUAGCCGACUCGGAGCGGUCCGUCAACGAUACGGAGCAGCACAUUGAUGACGCCGAGUUCACCCCCUUUGCCGACUCGUUCGGCCUCUCGUCGUCAAUCAAGCCCGGAGUCUCGCUUGCCGAGAUCGACCUCGCCAUCCCGCUCGAGGUCCUCAACUCGAACGUUGACAAGCUGGACCGCGGCCUGCCCGAGACCGGCGAGAGUGGCGGCAGCGAGAGAGGCUCAGGAGGCUCGGGAGACUCGGUCUCGGGCUCCGGGUCGGGCUCGGAGAGCGGAGUCGGAACGCCGCUUGUGUCGAGGGCUGAAGCGCUGGCGGCCGAGGCGCUCAAGUACGCGCCGCUCGGCUUCCUCGGGAUCGGACAGGCGAGCGAGGCCGAAGAGCUAGAAAUGGUGGAAGAGCACGGCGGAAGACAGCCUGCUAUUGCGGCGCGGAUGUCGCUGUGGGCGCUGUGGCACAAGUCGAAGAUCGAAGGCAACUUUGCGCGGCUGUGGGACGCGCGCAUCCUCCGGCUCGACCCGCUGCUCCACGAGUACUGGUCGCUCCGCGACGGAUGCCAGAUCGAGGCUGCGCGCGACUGGAUGCGUGCGCACGCGGCGAUUGUGGGGCCAGCCAUCUGGGUGGCGGACGCCAAGGACAAGCGGUCGCAGUACGCCAUCAAGGUCGCCGACCUGUUUGCCAUGGGCCCGGGCGGCAGCUCCAAGGAGUUUUCGGCGACGGCGGCGGGCGACUCUGCGUCGCUGCUGGGGACAACGAACGAGCUGCCGGCUUUCACCUCGCUCGCGCUCGACUCUGGAACAUGGCCGUCUGACGGCGGCGGAGUGGCGUCGUGCCGGCGCGACACGAUCGACCGGGUGUGGGGCAUCCGGUGGGUGGCGUUCUCCGAGGUGGGCCACCCGGCCAAGACGCUCCACUACCAGGUGGAGGAGAACGUGGAGCGGCUUCACAUUCUGACCGACGUGCCGUUUACGACGCUGGCGCGGAUGGUGUGGGCGACGACGACCGAGGUCAUCCAGGAGCGGUUCUGCCCGCUCCUGCACGACAUGGUCGACGCGCUGCUCAUUCCGAUGCCGUCGGCGGCGGACCUUGAGGGCUGCGGCUCGAUGCUGGUCAACAUCUACCACUACUUCCAGACCUUUGACUGGACGACGACGUGGAGCUCGGGGGCGGUGCGCGGGGCGUGGCGGACGGCGUGGCUCAACGCGGAGAACGCCAACGAGGACGAGCUCGUGCUGGCGGAGCGGGUGACGCUCGACGAGAUUGACGCCAGCCUCGGCCUGUUUAUGCACUUUCUGAUGCCGCUGGCGGUGCCGCUCCCGCAGCGGCUGGGCGUGACGCAUGCCACGCACCACGGGGUGCAAGCCAUGGUGGGCGUGGUGGCCAAGCUCCUGCUGGGCACCUCGUUUGUCAUCUGGGACCACGGCAUGCUGUACCGCGAGCGGGUGCGUGCCCUCUCCGAAGCGACGGGCUUCUCGGUCUUUGUGCGCAACGCGCUCUCGCGGCUGACGGUCCUCGCGUGCUACGUCAACUACCACUACUCGGACGCGGUCAUCAGCUGUGCCUCGUUCGGCAACCCGGCGUGGCAGGAGGUGCUCGGCUCGGGCGGCGGCUCCGACUCGCGGCGGAUCGACAUGCUGGCGCGGAUGUCACCGGUGGUCAACGGCAUGGAGACGGACCGGUUCAAGCCCAUCCGGGCCAACGAGGAGGAGUUCCCCGCGGCCGUCAUGCUCUCGCACGUCUACGAUCUCAAGGACGUGAAGAACGCCAUCGGCGCGGCCGACGUCAUCGUCAACGAGUUUGGCCUCUCGUGCUUCAAGCUCAUCAUCUACGGCUCGCUGACCAAGGCGCCGGGCUACGUGGCCGAGUGCCGCGACAUGAUUGCCGCCGGCGCGCUGGCCAACAACGUCAACCUGGCCGGCUUUGGCAACGCCACUCAGGUCCUCCCGCGCGGCUGGCUCUUCCUCAACUCGUCGCAGAGUGAGGGCCUACCGCUGGCGCUCGGCGAGGCCGGGCUGGCGGGCCUGCCUGUGGUCUGCACCGACGUGGGCGGCUCGCGCGAGGUGGUCUCGGACGACAAGCACGUGUACGGGCGGAUUGUCCCGCCGCGCAACUCGCGGGCUCUGGGGCGGGCCAUGAUCGAAGUCAUGGCCAUGCUCAACGAGCUCGAGGCCAUUGUGACGGUGGACGAGGACGGCCCGCUGCCCGAGCGCGAGCUCGAGCUGGAGGACUUUAAGCCGCUCAAGCCAAACGGGAAGGACCUGCUGGAACGGAUGAUGGAGAUGCGGGUGAAGCGGCGGCGGCUGGGCAUGCUCUACCGCGCCUUUGUGCUGGCCAACUUUGGCAUCGUCCGCUACGUCCGCGAGCACGCACAGAGCCUGUACCUCGCCUCGUACCGCACGGCCGAGCGGCGGACCAAGGCGCGGCUGGUCCUAGCCGGCCUGGUGGAGCAGGGCGCCGAGGUGGACAUCUCGCGGCACAUGAAGCCGUCGCUGGCCGCCGAUGGCGCCGGCGGCGGCGCCCUGCUGGAGGAGCUCUACGACGCCCUGCCCACCGCCACUGCCGCCAAGCACGCCGAGCUCCUCUCGCAGGCUGCCGGCCAGCAGAUGGCGCUUCUUGAGCGCAUCUCCAAGCUCGAGCAGGAGCUGAGCAGGGCGGCGCCGGUCAUGACCGGCAAGGAGGGCAAGGGCGGCGCCGGCGGCGGCAUCGGCGGCGGCAGCAUGGCCGGUGGCGGUGACGGCCUCUCGCGCUGGGAGAGCACCGCCGCCGUCGCCCCGGACGGCUCGGGCUUGCUCGCCGGCGGCCGGUCCUCAGUCCGCAUGUCGUCCGGCAUCUCGGCCGGCCUGCUCUCGGUCCUCUCGGCCGGGCUCUCGGCCUCGGUCGUCGGCUUUGGCCCGCACUUUUCCGAUAACGACGACGACGGCAGCGAUAGCUCGUCGUACGACGCCUUUGCCGCCGAGGAGACCGAGGUCCGCCUCGGCGAGGUCUCGGGCAUGCUGCUCCCGGUCAAGCUCGCCAGGCAGAUGUCGACGGCCGACGCCAAGCGCACCUCCAAGCGCCGCCGAGUCCGGCGCAAGGACUCGGCGCUCAUCGGCGACUACGUCUACGACGAGUACGAGUAUGAGUACGAUGGGCCGCCGGCGCCCGGCGGCGGCAGGUCGUCGCUCUGGCGUGAGGUGUCCAAGGCCAAGCUGCGGAGCCAGCGAUCGGCCUCGCGCGGCUCGCUGAGCACGCUGCGGUCGAUGUCGUCGCUGGCGCGGCUGAACGAGGCGUCCAAGCAGUCGGACGCGUACCGCGAGCGGCUGCUGGCCGGGAUGGCCCGCCCGCGCCGCCGGCAGCUGGAGGGCCUGAUGCGGUGGACGUCGACCGGGCUGGACGACGCCGCCACCGCCUCGGCCGCCGCCGCCGCACGCAAGGCCACUCCGCAGGCCGCCAACAUGACCGCCGCAGCCGCCGCCGCCGCACGCACCGCAGCCGUCACCGCAGACGUCUUCCACCUCGAGCGCCUCGACACCAUCGAGUCGUUCGACUCGGGCCGCAACUCACCGAAUCCGCCGUCAUCGCCGGCGGCGGCGGAGCAGGAUGCCGAUGCCGACGCCGACGCCGACGCCGACGCCGACAGCGCAGGCCGCCGGCGCCGGGAGAAGGUGAGUCGGCGCAGGCGCCGACGGCGGCGGGCGGCGAGCCGGUCCGAGUCCACAGAGCGUGUGGGUGCCCAGCCCAAGACGAAGGAGCUGCUCUCGCCGCGGCGGACGAACCGGUCACCGCUGGUGCCGCCGACGGCGCCGAUGACCGCCCAGCUGCCGCUGCCCGGGCAGUCGCGGCGGCGGCUGUCAAACGACGAGAACCACGGCAAGGCGAGCGGCGAGCGGCGGAAGCGGCGGCGGCGGCGGAGUGAUACGGCGGUGUCUUCGGCGGCGGUGCAAUCACCACCGCCAGCGCAGCCGCCAUCAGCAGCAGUGCGGGCCAUUGAGCGCGACGCGUUUGACACGAGACAGAGCGCCGACCAGCAGAGCUCGCGCGAGCCGACGCCCGACCCACGCGCGUUGCCACUGAAAGAUGACGACGCCGCGAGCAGGCUGUUGAUGGAUGCUGCCUCCGAGGCCACCGUCCGCCAGCGGCUGCAGACGAUCGAGCCGCCGGCUGACUACGCGUACGAGGAGUCGAUACCCGAGGUGACUGUCGAUCCCGAGCCGGAGCCGGAGCCUGUGCCCGAGCCGAAGCCGGAGCCUGUGCCCGAGCCGAAGCCGGAGCCCGAGCCCGAGCCGGAGCCGGAGCCUGUGCCCGAGGCAGAGGCAGAGGCGUGGCCGGCAGCGGUGGUCCCUGCGCCGGCGGUGGUACCGCCGGCGGCGCGGGCGCGGGUGCACAUGCCCGGGCGCGAGCGCGCGGAGCGCGGGGCCUUGGGCACGCUGCUGGGUGAUCGCCGGGCGGAUCAGCGGCGCAGAGUGGCGCAGCGCGGGCGCGGGCGCCGGCGCGGGCGCGGCACAGCUCGAGGCGGUGCCGGGCCGGGCGCCGGGCGUGGGCUGGCGGCGCUGUCUGGCGGGCGCGGGAGCGGCAGCGAGAGGCGGAUCCGCACCACGCCGCCCAAGACGCACGCCGGCGGAAGCCCUGGCGGAGCUGGUGGCAGCGCAGCCGGCGGUGGCAGUGGCGGCGGCGGGCUGGCCAGUGCUGUGGGCCUCAGCCCGCUUGUCAGCGGGCGGUGGACGCCCGGGGCGACGCCCGGCGGCGUGUACGGGCGGGCCGGGCGCGGACUGGGCCAGGCGACGCCGCGGACAGCCGAGGUUGUCGAUCGCGAGCUUGUCCGUGAGGAGCAGCGGGUGCGGCAGCGAGAGGCUGCCGAGGAGCUUGCGGUCGAGGCUGCGGUCGAGCUGCUCCACCGCCGCGGUCCGCGGACGCAGCGGAUGGGGCCGUCUGGGCGAGUGCGGGCGGCAGCCGGGCUCGCAGCCGGGCUCGCCGGGCUCAGCAGCAGCAUGCCGGCAGAUAGCGGCGGCACGACGUCCGAGGCCCGCACCACCACGCCACCUAGCGGUCGCGGCUCAACACCGGGCAGCAGCACAGGCUCGCUGCCCGGGACGGGCGGCGGCAGCAGCGGCGUGGCGGUGCUGCUCUCGCCAUCGCCGGGUCGGGCCAAGAGCGGCAAGGUGCUGCGGCGCGGGCCCGGCAGUGGCGGCGGGCGAUGGCUGUAGCUAAAGACAUGUCUUGAGCACAA
Thecamonas trahens ATCC 50062 is the source of this 14564-nucleotide messenger RNA. Its product is annotated as glycosyl transferase group 1. The transcript is spliced from 7 exons. The record is from RefSeq and is a predicted model, not a curated record. Bases 1 to 14541 code for a protein of 4846 amino acids. NCBI's taxonomy places the organism in Eukaryota, Apusomonadida, Apusomonadidae. Gene Ontology annotation, molecular function: glycosyltransferase activity.